UCCAGUGCUGUACAGUGACAGAUUGUAACAGAAAGACGCACAAGUCAAGGAAAUUCCAGACGGCAGGAAAAGCUCUUGAAUUUUAUAGGAAAAACAUACAUAUAUUAUAAUUUUUCCACCAUGGACGCAAGAAUUAGACGCAAUGAACCUAUUAGCCGUGACGAAGUGCAGCGGCUACUUAGAAACCCAUCAAAUAAACCCCACCGAAUGCUCUUAUUUCUGGACACAAGAUUUGCUAGUGAAGACAUGAGGACCCCCGGCCGUGUGAUGCCUGACAUUCACAUCUUUUCCGGACCGUUGGUGGAAAAUUUGAGACCUGGACCCUUUGUGCCGUCCAGGGAGCACUCUUGGGUUUACUCCGGCCUCAUGCAACAACCCAUAGUUAGCCCUGCCCAUCCUGGACGAGUGCGCUACACUGCUGUGCCUCAAUGGAGUCCUCCAACGCGUCUGGGACUGGGAAGAAACGUGACUUUUCCGGACGACAUCUUGGACCUGAUACUGAUCGUCAUGGUAGUUAACCCCGAAAUCGACACCCUAAUGCGCCUCGAUCCCAUUAAGGCCAUGUCCCUGCUGCUGCGCAUUGCCAACUACUUUCUCAACUGAGUCGGAAUAGUAACAGAAAACUAUGCCUCGGAAUUGUAAAUUUGUCUUAUUUUACUAGUUAUUUGACAAUGGGAUGAACGUUGAAACCCAUUAAUAAAUUGUUAUUCCUUUUGAGCGAAAUAAGCGAAGUCAGCAAAAAACUGAUUGAUGUUAGUAAGAAAUCUCUUUGAAUGUGUUUCCCCAAUUUUGAAUACAACUGUAAAACAAUCUUUCUUUUGAAAGUUUAAA
Drosophila teissieri is the source of this 831-nucleotide messenger RNA. RefSeq lists its product as uncharacterized. Bases 121 to 603 code for a protein of 160 amino acids. The record is from RefSeq and is a predicted model, not a curated record. Lineage: Eukaryota; Metazoa; Arthropoda; Insecta; Diptera; Drosophilidae. The transcript has a single exon.